Molecule: messenger RNA, 1278 nt
Organism: Plasmopara halstedii
Lineage: Eukaryota; Oomycota; Peronosporomycetes; Peronosporales; Peronosporaceae
Product: RxLR-like protein
Exons: 1
Coding region: 1-1278 (425 amino acids)
Source: RefSeq, a predicted model, not a curated record
AUGAGUGUCCGUCUCCUUCUUGCUCUGGUCUUUGCCAUCAAUCUCCAUGUUAGCAGUAUGGCGCUUUCCUCGGUCAAUGACCUUGAUCGUAUGAAAGCGGGGAAUGCGACGCAAAGUACUAGCACAGAUUAUGGUAAUGAAGAACGUGGUAUGGCGGGGGUCGAAGCGGUAACUGAGGCUGGCAAAACUCGAAUUCUGGGGUUCAAAGCCCCAAAGUGGUGGGAAAAAUUCCUCAAACAGAUCAUGCCGACGCUCCGUGACCGCGUAUCUCGAUUUUUUACUUUCAUCAGAAAAUUAGUUUUUGGUGAAAGUAAGAAUGCAAAAGCUGUCAAGAAAAACUCAAGUGUGAAGACCGUUGAAAUCAAAUCUGAUCCACCUCCAGUUGUUGCGCCAGUCCUGCCAAAAAAACCUCCUGCUUCUGCUCCUGCUUCUAUUCCUGCUUCACCUCCAGUUAUUGCGCCAGUCCCGCCAAAAAAACCUCCUGCUCCUGCUUCUGUUCCUGCUUCACCUCCAGUUGUUGCUCCAGUCCCGCCAAAACAACCUCCUGCUCCUGUUUCUGCUCCUAUUUCUUUGGAAUCAUCGGCAUCAAAUCCCCCGCCAGUGUCGUUAAGCAAUCGUGAUCGCUAUAAAAAUCUUAUUACAAGGCUGCGUGAUGGAAUAUUGUCAAGCACUCCGGUAUCAAAGGAGGGAGAUGUUGCUAAAAGUAAUUUACAAGGAGUUGUGAACGUGUUGCCUUCAUUGACAAAGUCAGCGAAGAAGCCACUCGAAUCUGUGCCAAAGCCAGCGGAGAAGCCACUUGUUCAUGUGCCAAAGUCAGGCCCUGAUGAGACUGUUUCAGCGAAUGGUGACAGUUGGUCUACACUCCUUAAAUGGGACAAUAAGCAGCCGGAAAAGGCAACCACUUUGGUGACGAAGGAGGGAGAUGCUGCUGAAAGUUUUUCACAAAGAAUGACGAACUUCUUUCAUUCGUGGCUAUUUGAAUCUGUGCCAAAGUUAGGCCGUGAUGAGACUGUUUCAACGAAGUCUUCGCUCUUCAAUUGGGACAAAAAGCAGCCGGAAAAGGCAACCACUUUGGUGACGAAGGAGGGAGAUGCUGUCGAAUCUAUCGAAAAUCCUGCAAGCUUUGUUCCAAGAAUUUCAAAUCAAAUGAAGUCAGCGGAGAAACCGCUUCCAUCGACGGACAAUAUCAUUGAUUCGAAAACGCUGAGGUCAGAAUCACAACGCAUACCUGGUGCCAACCCUCCCGAGAUGAAGCCAAACGAUAUUGAACAUAAUUAG